CUUAGACACUUCCAGCUGGUGGCAGGGGAUACAGCCAUAAUACAGCUUCCUCUGUCCCAGCUGUCUUCUUCACUACGGUAAAUGCAUUACGAUGGCUGCACUCUCCUGUAAAGGUUCAGGUAGAGGAAGGUGUAGGAUGAAGUCCGGACACCAUCAUUUGGGUUUUUAAAAGCUUCAGCUUCUCCAGCAUCUUUGCAUUGUGAAUAUCUUCCUGCUUCUAGUCAAAGCUUUCUCUCUAGUGAUUGGAAUGCUGCUGUAAGCCUGAUUAGAGGUGCCUGAGGAUAUCACCUUUUACAAGGAAGCCGUGUGUGCUUGAGAGGAUCUUUUUAAAUGCAUUAUGGCUCAUGCAGCCUCACAAUUAAAGAAAAACAGGGAUUUAGAAAUCAAUGCUGAAGAAGAGCCUGAGAAAAAAAGGAAACACCGCAAACGGUCCCGGGAUCGGAAGAAAAAGUCUGAUGCCAAUGCAAGUUACUUAAGAGCAGCUCGAGCUGGACACCUUGAAAAGGCCCUCGACUACAUAAAAAAUGGAGUUGACAUCAACAUUUGCAAUCAGAAUGGGUUGAACGCUCUCCACCUUGCUUCCAAAGAAGGCCAUGUAGAGGUUGUUUCUGAGCUGCUGCAGAGAGAAGCCAAUGUGGAUGCAGCUACAAAGAAAGGAAACACAGCAUUGCACAUCGCAUCUUUGGCUGGGCAAGCAGAGGUGGUAAAAGUCUUGGUUACAAAUGGAGCCAAUGUCAAUGCACAAUCUCAGAAUGGUUUCACGCCAUUGUAUAUGGCAGCCCAGGAAAAUCACCUGGAAGUUGUCAAGUUUCUUCUUGACAAUGGUGCAAGCCAGAGCCUAGCCACAGAGGAUGGCUUCACACCAUUGGCAGUGGCUUUGCAACAAGGUCACGACCAAGUCGUUUCGCUCCUGCUAGAGAAUGACACCAAAGGAAAAGUGCGUCUCCCAGCUCUUCAUAUCGCGGCCCGAAAAGACGACACGAAAGCCGCCGCCCUGCUGCUGCAGAAUGACAACAAUGCAGAUGUGGAAUCAAAGAGUGGCUUCACUCCGCUCCACAUAGCUGCUCACUAUGGAAAUAUCAAUGUAGCCACGUUGCUGUUAAACCGAGCGGCUGCUGUGGAUUUCACCGCAAGGAAUGACAUCACUCCUUUACAUGUUGCAUCAAAAAGAGGAAAUGCAAAUAUGGUAAAACUAUUGCUCGAUCGAGGAGCUAAAAUCGAUGCCAAAACCAGGGAUGGUCUGACACCACUGCACUGUGGAGCAAGGAGUGGCCACGAGCAGGUGGUAGAAAUGUUGCUUGAUCGAGCUGCCCCCAUUCUUUCAAAAACCAAGAAUGGAUUAUCUCCAUUGCACAUGGCCACACAAGGGGAUCAUUUAAACUGCGUCCAGCUUCUCCUCCAGCAUAAUGUACCCGUGGAUGAUGUCACCAAUGACUACCUGACUGCCCUACACGUGGCUGCCCACUGUGGCCAUUACAAAGUUGCCAAGGUUCUCUUGGAUAAGAAAGCUAACCCCAAUGCCAAAGCCCUGAAUGGCUUUACCCCUCUUCAUAUUGCCUGCAAGAAGAAUCGAAUUAAAGUAAUGGAACUCCUUCUGAAACACGGUGCAUCCAUCCAAGCUGUAACCGAGUCGGGCCUUACCCCAAUCCAUGUUGCUGCCUUCAUGGGGCAUGUAAAUAUUGUAUCACAACUAAUGCAUCAUGGAGCCUCACCAAACACCACCAAUGUGAGAGGAGAAACAGCACUGCACAUGGCAGCUCGCUCCGGCCAAGCUGAAGUUGUGCGGUAUCUGGUACAAGACGGAGCUCAGGUAGAAGCUAAAGCUAAGGAUGACCAAACACCACUCCACAUUUCAGCCCGACUGGGGAAAGCAGACAUAGUACAACAGCUGUUGCAGCAAGGGGCAUCUCCAAAUGCAGCCACAACUUCUGGGUACACCCCACUUCACCUUUCCGCCCGAGAGGGGCAUGAGGAUGUGGCCGCGUUCCUUUUGGAUCAUGGAGCGUCUUUAUCUAUAACAACAAAGAAAGGAUUUACUCCUCUUCAUGUGGCAGCAAAAUAUGGAAAGCUUGAAGUCGCCAAUCUCCUGCUACAGAAAAGUGCAUCUCCAGAUGCUGCUGGGAAGAGCGGGCUAACACCACUGCAUGUAGCUGCACAUUACGAUAAUCAGAAAGUGGCCCUUCUGCUUUUGGACCAAGGAGCCUCACCUCACGCAGCCGCAAAGAAUGGUUAUACGCCACUGCACAUCGCUGCCAAAAAGAACCAGAUGGACAUAGCGACAACUCUGCUGGAAUAUGGUGCUGAUGCCAACGCAGUUACCCGGCAAGGAAUUGCUUCCGUCCAUCUCGCAGCUCAGGAAGGGCACGUGGACAUGGUGUCGCUGCUCCUCGGUAGAAAUGCGAAUGUGAACCUGAGCAAUAAGAGCGGCCUGACCCCACUCCAUUUGGCUGCUCAAGAAGAUCGAGUGAAUGUGGCAGAAGUCCUCGUAAACCAAGGGGCUCAUGUGGACGCCCAGACAAAGAUGGGAUACACACCACUGCAUGUGGGCUGCCACUAUGGAAAUAUCAAGAUUGUUAAUUUCCUGCUCCAGCAUUCUGCAAAAGUUAAUGCCAAAACAAAGAAUGGGUAUACGCCAUUACAUCAAGCAGCACAGCAGGGGCAUACGCAUAUAAUAAAUGUCUUACUUCAGAACAACGCCUCCCCCAAUGAACUCACUGUGAAUGGGAAUACUGCCCUUGGCAUUGCCCGGCGCCUCGGCUACAUCUCAGUAGUGGACACCCUGAAGAUAGUGACCGAAGAGACCAUGACCACAACUACUGUCACAGAGAAGCACAAAAUGAAUGUUCCAGAAACGAUGAAUGAAGUUCUUGAUAUGUCUGAUGAUGAAGUUCGUAAAGCCAAUGCCCCUGAAAUGCUCAGUGAUGGCGAAUAUAUCUCAGAUGUUGAAGAAGGUGAAGAUGCAAUGACCGGGGACACAGACAAAUAUCUUGGGCCACAGGACCUUAAGGAAUUGGGUGAUGAUUCCCUGCCUGCAGAGGGUUACAUGGGCUUUAGUCUCGGAGCGCGUUCUGCCAGCCUCCGCUCCUUCAGUUCGGAUAGGUCUUACACCUUGAACAGAAGCUCCUAUGCACGGGACAGCAUGAUGAUUGAAGAACUCCUUGUGCCAUCCAAAGAGCAGCAUCUAACAUUCACAAGGGAAUUUGAUUCAGAUUCUCUUAGACAUUACAGCUGGGCUGCAGACACCUUAGACAAUGUCAAUCUUGUUUCAAGCCCCAUUCAUUCUGGGUUUCUGGUUAGCUUUAUGGUGGACGCGAGAGGGGGCUCCAUGAGAGGAAGCCGUCAUCACGGGAUGAGAAUCAUCAUUCCUCCACGCAAGUGUACGGCCCCCACUCGAAUCACCUGCCGUUUGGUAAAGAGACAUAAACUGGCCAACCCACCCCCCAUGGUGGAAGGAGAGGGAUUAGCCAGUAGGCUGGUAGAAAUGGGUCCUGCAGGGGCACAAUUUUUAGGCCCUGUCAUAGUGGAAAUCCCUCACUUUGGGUCCAUGAGAGGAAAAGAGAGAGAACUCAUUGUUCUUCGAAGUGAAAAUGGUGAAACUUGGAAGGAGCAUCAGUUUGACAGCAAAAAUGAAGAUUUAACCGAGUUACUUAAUGGCAUGGAUGAAGAACUUGAUAGCCCAGAAGAGUUAGGGAAAAAGCGUAUCUGCAGGAUUAUCACGAAAGAUUUCCCCCAGUAUUUUGCAGUGGUUUCCCGGAUUAAGCAGGAAAGCAACCAGAUUGGUCCUGAAGGUGGAAUUCUGAGCAGCACCACAGUGCCCCUUGUUCAAGCAUCUUUCCCAGAGGGUGCCCUAACUAAAAGAAUUCGAGUGGGCCUCCAGGCCCAGCCUGUUCCAGAUGAAAUUGUGAAAAAGAUCCUUGGAAACAAAGCAACUUUUAGCCCAAUUGUCACUGUGGAACCAAGAAGACGGAAAUUCCAUAAACCAAUCACAAUGACCAUUCCGGUGCCCCCGCCCUCAGGAGAAGGUGUAUCCAAUGGAUACAAAGGGGACACUACACCCAAUCUGCGUCUUCUCUGUAGCAUUACAGGGGGCACUUCGCCUGCUCAGUGGGAAGACAUCACAGGAACAACUCCUUUGACGUUUAUAAAAGAUUGUGUCUCCUUUACAACCAAUGUUUCAGCCAGAUUUUGGCUUGCAGACUGCCAUCAAGUUUUAGAAACUGUGGGGUUAGCCACGCAACUGUACAGAGAAUUGAUAUGUGUUCCAUAUAUGGCCAAGUUUGUUGUUUUUGCCAAAAUGAAUGAUCCCGUAGAAUCUUCCUUGCGAUGUUUCUGCAUGACAGAUGACAAAGUGGACAAAACUUUAGAGCAACAAGAGAAUUUUGAGGAAGUCGCAAGAAGCAAAGAUAUUGAGGUUCUGGAAGGAAAACCUAUUUAUGUUGAUUGUUAUGGAAAUUUGGCCCCACUUACCAAAGGAGGACAGCAACUUGUUUUUAACUUUUAUUCUUUCAAAGAAAAUAGACUGCCAUUUUCCAUCAAGAUUAGAGACACCAGCCAAGAGCCCUGUGGUCGUCUGUCUUUUCUGAAAGAACCAAAGACAACAAAAGGACUGCCUCAAACAGCGGUUUGCAACUUAAAUAUCACUCUGCCAGCACAUAAAAAGGAGACAGAGUCAGAUCAAGAUGAUGAGAUUGAGAAAACAGAUAGACGACAGAGCUUCGCAUCCUUAGCUUUACGUAAGCGCUACAGCUACUUGACUGAGCCUGGAAUGAUUGAACGGAGUACAGGAGCAACAAGAUCCCUCCCCACCACUUACUCAUACAAGCCAUUCUUUUCUACAAGACCAUACCAGUCCUGGACAACAGCUCCGAUUACAGUGCCUGGGCCAGCCAAGUCAGGCUUCACUUCCUUAUCAAGUUCUUCCUCUAAUACGCCAUCAGCUUCUCCGUUAAAAUCAAUAUGGUCUGUUUCGACACCUUCUCCAAUCAAAUCCACAUUAGGCGCGUCAACUACAUCUUCAGUUAAAUCCAUUAGUGACGUGGCAUCUCCAAUUAGAUCCUUUCGGACAAUGUCUUCGCCGAUAAAAACUGUGGUGUCACAAUCUCCAUACAAUAUCCAAGUUUCCUCUGGUACCCUGGCUAGAGCUCCAGCAGUCACGGAAGCUACGCCCUUAAAAGGGCUGGCAUCCAAUUCUACGUUUUCCUCUCGAACCUCUCCAGUGACUACAGCAGGGUCUCUUUUGGAGAGGUCAUCAAUUACUAUGACACCCCCUGCCUCCCCCAAAUCAAACAUUAAUAUGUAUUCCUCAAGUUUGCCAUUUAAGUCAAUUAUUACAUCAGCAGCACCGCUAAUAUCUUCACCUUUAAAGUCAGUGGUGUCUCCAGUUAAAUCAGCAGUUGAUGUCAUUUCAUCAGCCAAAAUUACAAUGGCAUCUUCUCUCUCAUCACCUGUGAAGCAGAUGCCUGGACAUGCAGAGGUAGCAUUAGUCAAUGGAUCUAUUUCCCCUCUAAAAUAUCCAUCAUCCUCAACUUUAAUUAAUGGAUGCAAAGCCACUGCCACGUUACAGGAAAAAAUUUCUUCUGCUACAAACUCUGUGAGCUCUGUGGUCAGUGCAGCCACUGACACAGUUGAGAAAGUGUUUUCUACCACGACUGCAAUGCCAUUUUCCCCACUCAGGUCAUAUGUUUCUGCAGCACCAUCAGCUUUUCAGUCUCUAAGAACUCCUUCCGCAAGUGCACUCUAUACAUCCCUUGGGUCGUCAAUAUCUGCAACUACCUCAUCUGUAACUUCAUCAAUUAUAACAGUGCCAGUAUACUCUGUAGUCAAUGUUUUGCCAGAACCAGCAUUAAAGAAACUUCCAGACUCUAAUUCAUUUACAAAAUCAGCAGCAGCCUUGCUGUCACCCAUUAAAACAUUGACUACGGAGACACAUCCUCAGCCUCACUUCAGUCGAACUUCAUCUCCAGUUAAGUCAUCUUUGUUCCUUGCACCCUCUGCCCUUAAGUUGUCUACACCAUCUUCUUUAUCUUCCAGUCAGGAGAUACUAAAAGAUGUAGCUGAAAUGAAAGAGGACCUAAUGCGGAUGACCGCAAUACUACAGACAGAUGUGCCUGAGGAGAAGCCAUUCCAACCUGAACUCCCAAAGGAAGGGAGAAUAGAUGAUGAAGAACCUUUCAAAAUUGUAGAGAAAGUAAAGGAAGACUUAGUGAAAGUUAGUGAAAUCCUUAAAAAGGAUGUAUGUGUAGAUAAUAAAGGAUCACCCAAAUCACCAAAGAGUGACAAAGGACACUCUCCUGAAGAUGACUGGAUAGAAUUUAGUUCGGAAGAAAUCCGGGAAGCCAGACAACAAGCUGCUGCGAGCCAGUCUCCAUCUCUGCCAGAGAGAGUGCAAGUAAAAGCAAAAGCCGCCUCCGAAAAGGAUUAUAACUUGACCAAAGUUAUUGAUUACCUAACAAAUGAUAUUGGGAGUAGUUCACUGACAAACUUAAAAUACAAGUUUGAGGAUGCAAAGAAGGAUGGUGAGGAGAGACAGAAAAGAGUUUUAAAACCAGCAAUUGCUUUGCAGGAACACAAACUCAAAAUGCCUCCAGCCUCCAUGAGGACUUCCACCUCUGAGAAAGAAUUGUGUAAAAUGGCUGAUUCCUUUUUUGGAACAGAUACUAUUUUAGAGUCUCCUGAUGACUUUUCUCAACACGACCAAGAUAAAAGUCCCUUGUCUGACAGUGGCUUUGAAACAAGAAGUGAAAAGACACCUUCAGCCCCACAAAGCGCUGAAAGCACUGGUCCUAAACCACUUUUUCAUGAAGUUCCCAUCCCUCCUGUCAUUACAGAAACAAGAACUGAAGUGGUUCAUGUUAUCAGGAGCUAUGAUCCCUCAGCUGGGGAUGUUCCCCAGACCCAACCAGAGGAGCCUGUGUCACCUAAACCUUCACCUACUUUUAUGGAAUUGGAACCAAAGCCCACCACCUCUAGUAUUAAAGAAAAGGUUAAAGCAUUUCAAAUGAAAGCCAGUAGUGAAGAAGAUGACCACAAUCGGGUUUUAAGCAAAGGCAUGCGUGUUAAAGAAGAGACUCACAUAACCACAACCACCAGAAUGGUUUAUCAUUCUCCACCAGGCGGUGAAGGUGCAUCUGAAAGAAUUGAAGAAACCAUGUCAGUCCAUGACAUCAUGAAGGCCUUUCAGUCCGGGCGGGAUCCUUCCAAAGAACUGGCAGGUCUGUUUGAACAUAAGUCGGCAGUGUCUCCAGAUGUUCACAAGUCUGCUGCUGAAACCUCAGCCCAGCAUGCAGAGAAGGACAACCAAAUGAAACCCAAACUGGAGCGUAUAAUAGAAGUCCACAUCGAAAAAGGUAACCAAGCUGAGCCCACUGAAGUCAUUAUUAGAGAAACCAAAAAGCAUCCAGAAAAAGAAAUGUAUGUAUAUCAGAAAGACUUAUCCCGGGGAGAUAUUAACCUAAAAGAUUUUCUGCCAGAAAAACACGAUGCUUUUCCUUGUUCAGAGGAACAGGGUCAGCAAGAAGAAGAAGAACUUACUGCUGAAGAGUCAUUGCCUUCUUAUCUGGAGUCUUCCAGAGUAAACACUCCUGUGUCCCAAGAAGAAGAUAGCCGCCCUAGUUCUGCUCAACUCAUAUCUGAUGACUCUUAUAAAACAUUGAAGCUUUUGAGUCAACACUCAAUAGAAUACCAUGACGAUGAGUUGUCAGAACUAAGAGGGGAGUCUUACAGGUUUGCUGAGAAAAUGCUUCUGUCAGAAAAGCUAGAUGUGUCUCAUUCUGAUACUGAGGAAUCGGUUACAGACCAUGCAGGACCCCCUAGCUCAGAGUUACAGGGGUCUGAUAAGCGGUCCAGAGAAAAAAUAGCCACUGCCCCCAAAAAAGAAAUUCUCUCCAAAAUCUAUAAAGAUGUUUCUGAAAAUGGUGUAGGUAAAGUGUCUAAAGAUGAGCAUUUUGAUAAAGUGACAGUGUUGCACUAUUCUGGCAAUGUUAGUAGUCCAAAACAUGCCAUGUGGAUGCGCUUUACUGAGGACAGAUUAGACAGAGGUAGAGAGAAGUUGAUAUAUGAAGAUAGGGUGGACAGGACUGUGAAGGAGGCUGAAGAAAAACUGACUGAAGUGUCACAGUUUUUUCGUGACAAAACUGAAAAGCUAAAUGAUGAACUGCAGUCCCCAGAGAAAAAGGCACGCCCUAAAAAUGGCAAAGAAUAUUCUUCUCAAAGCCCUACCAGUAGCAGCCCUGAGAAAGUGCUACUGACAGAACUGCUGGCAUCCAAUGAUGAGUGGGUUAAGGCAAGACAGCAUGGCCCUGAUGGACAAGGCUUCCCCAAGGCCGAGGAGAAGGCACCCAGUCUGCCCAGCAGCCCAGAGAAGAUGGUUCUCUCCCAACAGACUGAGGACAGCAAGUCCACAGUGGAAGCCAAAGGAAGUAUUUCACAGAGCAAAGCACCAGAUGGGCCCCAGUCUGGAUUCCAGCUCAAACAAUCUAAACUCAGUUCCAUUAGAUUAAAAUUUGAACAAGGCACACACGCAAAAAGUAAGGACAUGUCUCAAGAAGACAGAAAGUCAGAUGGCCAGUCCAGAAUCCCAGUUAAAAAAAUACAGGAGAGCAAGCUACCCGUCUACCAAGUUUUUGCUAGAGAAAAACAGCAGAAGGCCAUAGACCUCCCAGAUGAAAGUGUAUCUGUGCAAAAAGAUUUUAUGGUAUUAAAAACCAAAGAUGAGCAUGCCCAAAGCAACGAAAUUGUUGUAAAUGAUUCUGGCUCUGAUAAUGUGAAAAAACAGAGAACUGAAAUGUCAAGUAAAGCAAUGCCUGACUCUUUUUCUGAGCAGCAGGCUAAAGACUUGGCAUGUCAUAUAACCUCAGAUUUAGCAACUAGGGGACCAUGGGACAAAAAGGUCUUUAGAACAUGGGAGAGUUCGGGAGCCACUAACAAUAAGUCUCAGAAAGAAAAACUUUCGCAUGUACUUGUUCAUGAUGUAAGAGAGAAUCACAUUGGUCACCCUGAGAGUAAAAGUGUUGAUCAAAAGAAUGAAUUUAUGUCUGUGACUGAGAGAGAACGCAAAUUGUUAACAAACGGCUCUCUCUCAGAAAUUAAAGAAAUGACUGUAAAAUCUCCCUCCAAAAAAGUCUUAUAUAGGGAAUAUGUUGUGAAAGAAGGGGACCAUCCAGGCGGAUUGCUUGAUCAGCCUUCCAGGAGGAGCGAGAGCUCAGCAGUGUCACACAUUCCCGUCAGAGUUGCUGAUGAGAGGAGAAUGCUGUCUUCUAAUAUUCCCGAUGGUUUUUGUGAACAGUCGGCAUUUCCAAAACAUGAACUAUCACAAAAAUUGUCCCAGUCAAGCAUGAGUAAAGAGACAGUUGAGACACAGCACUUUAAUUCUAUAGAAGAUGAAAAAGUUACCUAUUCAGAAAUCAGCAAAGUUUCCAAACACCAGAGUUAUGUAGGUUUAUGCCCACCUCUCGAGGAAACCGAAACCUCCCCCACCAAAUCUCCUGAUUCUUUAGAGUUUAGCCCAGGAAAGGAAUCUCCCUCUAGUGAUGUAUUCGACCACAGUCCCAUUGAUGGAUUGGAAAAACUCGCACCACUAGCCCAGACAGAGGGAGGGAAAGAGAUAAAAACUUUACCCGUUUAUGUCAGUUUUGUACAAGUGGGGAAGCAAUAUGAAAAGGAGAUACAACAAGGAGGUGUAAAAAAAAUCAUAAGUCAGGAAUGUAAGACAGUACAAGAAACCAGGGGGACCUUUUAUACAACUAGACAGCAAAAGCAACCUCCUUCUCCCCAAGGUAGUCCAGAAGAUGAUACUCUAGAGCAAGUAUCCUUUCUAGACAGCUCUGGGAAAAGCCCUUUAACCCCAGAAACACCCAGUUCAGAGGAAGUGAGUUAUGAAUUUACAUCUAAGACACCUGACUCGCUCAUAGCUUAUAUACCAGGCAAACCCAGCCCAAUUCCCGAGGUUUCUGAGGAGUCAGAGGAGGAGGAACAGGCCAAGUCAACCUCCCUUAAGCAGACUACAGUGGAGGAAACAGCAGUUGAGCGUGAAAUGCCUAAUGACGUGAGCAAAGACUCUAACCAAAGACCCAAAAAUAACAGAGUUGCCUAUAUUGAAUUUCCCCCUCCUCCACCACUGGAUGCGGACCAGAUUGAGUCAGAUAAGAAGCAUCAUUAUCUCCCAGAAAAAGAGGUUGACAUGAUUGAAGUCAAUCUGCAAGAUGAGCAUGACAAGUACCAGCUGGCUGAACCUGUCAUUAGAGUGCAGCCACCUUCACCAGUUCCUCCCGGGGCAGACGUCAGUGAUUCAAGCGAUGACGAAUCUAUUUAUCAGCCAGUCCCAGUUAAAAAAUAUACCUUCAAAUUAAAGGAAGUGGACGAUGAACAAAAAGAAAAACCCAAAGCUUCUGCUGAAAAGGCUUCCAACCAGAAAGAACUGGAAAGUAAUGGAUCUGGAAAAGAUAAUGAAUUUGGCCUUGGCCUUGAUUCACCUCAGAAUGAAAUUGCCCAGAAUGGGAACAACGACCAGUCCAUCACAGAGUGUUCCAUUGCCACCACAGCAGAGUUUUCUCAUGACACGGAUGCCACAGAGAUCGACUCUCUGGAUGGCUAUGACCUGCAAGAUGAAGAUGAUGGCUUGACAGAGAGUGAUUCUAAACUCCCAAUUCAAGCCAUGGAAAUUAAGAAAGAUAUCUGGAACACAGAGGGCAUUCUGAAGCCAGCUGACCGCUCUUUUAGCCAAAGUAAACUUGAAGUUAUCGAGGAGGAGGGAAAGGUGGGACCAGAUGAGGACAAGCCACCUUCUAAAAGUUCUUCAUCUGAAAAGACUCCUGAUAAGACUGAUCAGAAGUCAGGGGCCCAGUUCUUCACACUGGAAGGCAGACAUCCUGACAGAUCAGUGUUUCCUGAUACUUACUUCAGUUACAAAGUAGAUGAAGAAUUUGCCACUCCUUUUAAAACAGUAGCUACCAAAGGUCUAGAUUUUGACCCUUGGUCUAAUAACCGAGGGGAUGAUGAAGUUUUUGACAGUAAAUCACGGGAAGAUGAAACUAAGCCAUUUGGGCUGGCGGUAGAAGACCGCUCUCCAGCAACAACCCCUGAUACAACGCCAGCCAGAACGCCAACUGAUGAAAGUACCCCAACUAGUGAGCCUAACCCCUUCCCAUUUCAUGAAGGAAAAAUGUUUGAGAUGACUCGCAGUGGUGCAAUUGACAUGAGCAAGAGGGAUUUUGUUGAAGAGAGGCUCCAAUUUUUCCAGAUUGGUGAGCAUACUUCUGAAGGGAAGUCAGGGGACCAGGGGGAAGGGGAUAAAAGUAUGGUCACUGCCACACCACAGCCACAGUCAGGGGACACCACUGUAGAAACCAAUCUAGAGAGAAAUGUAGAGACACCUACAGUGGAACCUAACCCCAGCAUCCCGACCAGCGGAGAGUGUCAGGAAGGCACAUCCAGUAGUGGCUCCCUGGAGAAAUCAGCAGCAGCCACUAACACCUCUAAAGUUGACCCCAAGUUGCGCACGCCUAUAAAAAUGGGAAUUUCUGCAUCCACCAUGACCAUGAAGAAAGAAGGCCCUGGAGAAAUAACAGAUAAGAUAGAAGCGGUGAUGACCAGUUGUCAGGGAUUAGAAAAUGAAACUAUAACAAUGAUUUCAAAUACAGCCAAUAGCCAGAUGGGCGUUAGGCCCCAUGAAAAACAUGAUUUUCAAAAAGAUAACUUUAAUAACAACAACAAUUUGGAUUCUUCCACUAUACAGACAGAUAACAUUAUGAGUAAUAUAGUUCUGACAGAACAUUCUGCACCCACUUGUACCACAGAGAAAGAUAACCCAGUGAAAGUCUCAUCAGGAAAAAAGACAGGGGUACUACAAGGACACUGUGUAAGAGAUAAGCAGAAAGUUCUUGGAGAACAGCAAAAAACAAAGGAAUUGAUAGGGAUUAGGCAAAAAUCCAAACUUCCCAUAAAGGCCACUUCACCAAAAGAUACCUUCCCACCGAACCAUAUGUCAAACACUAAAGCAAGUAAAAUGAAGCAGGUUAGUCAAUCCGAGAAAACCAAAGCCCUUACUACUUCUUCAUGUGUAGAUGUAAAGUCCAGAAUUCCAGUGAAAAACACACACAGGGAUAACAUAAUUGCAGUUAGAAAAGCAUGUGCCACACAAAAGCAAGGGCAGCCAGAGAAAGGCAAGGCCAAACAGCUUCCAUCCAAGUUGCCAGUAAAGGUAAGAUCCACCUGUGUCACUACCACCACCACCACUGCCACCACCACCACCACUACCACCACUACCACCACCACCAGCUGCACAGUUAAAGUUAGGAAAAGUCAGCUCAAGGAAGUAUGUAAACAUUCCAUUGAAUAUUUUAAGGGAAUUAGUGGUGAGACCUUAAAGCUUGUGGACCGCCUCUCUGAAGAAGAAAAAAAGAUGCAGUCCGAGUUGUCCGAUGAGGAAGAAAGUACCUCAAGAAACACGUCGUUGUCCGAGACUUCCCGGGGUGGCCAGCCUUCGGUUACAACGAAGUCUGCUAGAGAUAAGAAAACAGAGGCAGCACCUUUAAAAUCAAAGAGUGAAAAGGCCGGCAGUGAGAAAAGGAGCAGUAGAAGGACUGGUCCACAGAGUCCAUGUGAACGGACAGAUAUCAGGAUGGCAAUAGUAGCCGAUCACCUGGGACUUAGUUGGACAGAACUGGCAAGGGAACUGAAUUUUUCAGUGGAUGAAAUCAAUCAAAUACGUGUGGAAAAUCCAAAUUCUUUAAUUUCUCAGAGCUUCAUGUUAUUAAAAAAAUGGGUUACCAGAGACGGAAAAAAUGCCACAACUGAUGCCUUAACUUCGGUCUUGACAAAAAUUAAUCGAAUAGAUAUAGUGACACUGCUAGAAGGACCAAUAUUUGAUUAUGGAAAUAUUUCAGGCACCAGAAGUUUUGCAGAUGAGAACAAUGUUUUCCAUGACCCUGUUGAUGGUUGGCAGAAUGAGACAUCAAGUGGAAACCUAGAGUCCUGCGCUCAAGCUCGAAGAGUAACUGGUGGGUUACUAGAUCGACUGGAUGACAGCCCUGACCAGUGUAGAGAUUCCAUUACCUCAUAUCUCAAAGGAGAAGCUGGCAAAUUUGAAGCAAAUGGAAGCCAUACAGAAAUCACUCCAGAAGCAAAGACAAAAUCUUACUUUCCAGAAUCCCAAAAUGAUGUAGGAAAACAGAGUACCAAGGAAACUCUGAAACCAAAAAUACAUGGAUCUGGUCAUGUUGAAGAACCAGCAUCACCACUAGCAGCAUAUCAGAAAUCUCUAGAAGAAACCAGCAAGCUUAUAAUAGAAGAGACUAAACCCUGUGUGCCUGUCAGUAUGAAAAAGAUGAGUAGGACUUCUCCAGCAGAUGGCAAGCCAAGGCUUAGCCUCCAUGAAGAAGAGGGGUCCAGUGGGUCUGAGCAAAAGCAGGGAGAAGGUUUUAAGGUGAAAACGAAGAAAGAAAUCCGGCAUGUGGAAAAGAAGAGCCACUCGUAACAGCGAACGGUCAGUCAAGGAUCAUAAGUUUUUACUGCCAGUAUUGAGAAAUUCGUGGAAGAAAUGUCAGCAGGAAGUAAAAAUUCACCGAGAAGUGUGUGUGUGUUCGCUGCUUCCACACAUUAAUGGCAUGAUUUUUUUUAUGCAAAAAGAAAAGAAAAGAAAACCACCCACAUUUUAAUUUAGCAUGAGCCAAUUUACAGAGCAUGGAAAUCACUUUCAUUUCCGGAUUGGCGCGUGUGCAAUUAGCAAUGCAGUGUAUAUACAAGAAGCCAUGCUGUUAACAGUUUAUCUCAAGUAAUUUGGUGUCAUUUACAAAAGGAAGAAAUUCCUGCCAUCAGAAGGGACAGAAGGAGAUGGAAUGAUCAAAUCACAGAGAAACACUAAAAUUACUAAAUCUACAACAGCUCGCCUUAUUUUUCUUGGACCCAAACUGUCAGGGUAUAAACACUAUUUGUUUCUUUUUUAAAACAUCGAUAGUUUUGCUGUAAAUAAUAACACUGUAUAAAUUCUAACAGAAAAAUAGAAUAAAAUGUUGAUAAGGCACUGCCUCUUAGAACACAAACAGAAUAUUGCAAAUGCAUUUAACAAAUAGGGGUCUCAAGUGACUUCACCCUAGAAGAGGAGGGAGGGAUUCUGGGUGGGGGUGACUCUUCACUGAUUCUUGUAUAUUAGCAAUUAUAAUGUUUGUAUAUGCAAAACUGCUAGCUUGAUUUUAAAAAAAAACAAAUCUUUAAAAUCUGCUGCAAAUUUAAAUAAUUCCCAAAAUGAGGAAUUCUGUAGUUCUGUGAAAAAUUUUUUUCUUCAGAAUACUAAUAUUUUGAUGCAUGUGUAUCACCUUAUUUUGAUUAAAUCUUUUCCAAUUUUGCAAACACUACAGUAUACUGCAACACAAAAGAUUUUAUCUGUAAACACAAAGCCCUUCAUCUAAUAUUUGUUGCUAUUGCCAAUUUUUCAAUGAAAUGACCUAAAAACAACAAAAAAAAAUAACCUAUACGGUAGUUGCUUUAGGGGGUGGGGGGAUGCUAUCUGUUAGUGCUUAAAAGGGGGUAAAUGCUUGCCGCUUUAGAGGUGGAUGGUGCUCAUAAAAGGCCCCAGUCGGGGGUAUUUAAAAAGGACUGAACAGAAAUCCUUAGCUAGUAGAAUGGCAGCACGCUGUAAAAUUAUUACUGUAUUGUGUACUGGCUAUAAGAUGUAGACACCUUUCAGUAAGCCAAUCAUUUGUAACCAUUCUAGCAGUGUCAUAUUAGGUUAAUAAGGCUGCUGUGUUUUAAAGGGCAUUUUUAUUUGGGUUUUGGUGAAAUUCUUUAAUUUGUUGAUUAUAUUCACAUAAAAUCAGCAUUCAUUGACACAUAGCUCUAAUGACAUAUGUAUGAAAAACCAUACACUGGAUGACCUAGUCGAUUAUUUAAGCAUAAAAUAAAUUGUGUUAAACUCUUCACCUAUCUGUGCUCUACAGUCUCCUUGUGUUUUCUGGCAAAAGGUAGUUGUCUAAUCCCUUGUCAUAUGAGUCCUGGCCAAUCCACCCCAUUGGUCCUCUUUGUGCCUCUGUGGUCACUGAAGAGAUAAUCUCUAACAUUCAUAUGUGCCCUGCAAGCUCCCAGCUUAUAAAUUCUGUGCAUUUCAUGGGGGAGCCAAGAAUUAAAGAUUAAUUGACAAGUAAGCUUUGCCCACAUCUGUUCAGGCCUUCUUGAAAAGUGAAGAAUUGGAGAUACUAUAGCCAGCAUGUCAAAAAGUUGACUGGCACUUCUAGGAACCAUCAACAUGCAGUUGCUUUUAGCCCACAGAGCUUGUUUUUGUUUUGUUUUAUUAAUUUACAUUUAUUGUCCAUUCUUACAAGUUGGGACAUUUCACAUAAUUAAGUUGCUAACAUCUCUUAAAAAGCAAGAUUUGGCAACAAUGGACCUCAUUCCCAGAAGGUAACAACCUGCUAGAGCCAAGUUGUCCCUGCCCUCUCCAGCCAGGUGUGGGGUCUACAGGUAUCACUGCCACAGCCUCAUUUCUUAUAUUUGUACAACCUGACUGUGAAUUUGCAACCCAUACACUGCGUGAAUCUAAAUUCUACUGAGGCAGAGACCAUGGCUGUUUUAACUUUUAUUCUAGUUACCAGCUUAGCAUAUGGUAGUAGUGAUAGUAGUAACUGUGAUCAUCAUCACUAAAACUGGAGUGCUCACUACAUGCUAUUCUCUGUUCUAAGCACAUUCCAUUUACUUACUUAGUCCUCAUAUCUACUUUAUGAAUUAGGUACUGUCUUUCUUUGAUGGUAAUGAUCCUUUUAUAAAAUUAAAUUAGUGCUAAGAGACUUUCAGCAAUGUUAUAUAUUGCCUGUCCAUUAAAGAUUGUUGCCAAAUGGAGUGAGUUGUCCCCAGUAAGGAUUCACUAUCAAUGCAGAAGAAAUGCACGGAUAAUCUACUUUGCAUAAAGAAUGGGGCUAGGUUGCAUCUGCAUGGUAUCCCAAAUAAAUAAAAUGUGCCACUACCCUUGCACCAAAAUUAUUUUAUGAUGGGUAAAGUUAGACCCUUGAGAGGUUUUUUUUUUAAAAAAAAAAAAAAAAAAAAACUUUCCCAAAAUGCCUCUCUGUAAAGCCAGGAUCAGAAUAUAGGUGUCCUAACUUCCUAUCUAAGAGUUACGAAUUUCUGACUCAGUCUUUGAGAGAAGGUGUUUAUCCUGAACCAGAAACUCAAUGAUGUAUACCUGUUUAGGUAUUAAAUAGUUGUGUUUAUAUGCCCAAAAAUUUGACUUUAGGUAUAUGUGAUAUGCUUUGGUUCCGAUCAAGCAGGAGGUCAUAAGUUUACUCAGAAGUAUCCAAAAUAUGACAUUCAAGAUUUAACUUGCAUAUGUGUGUAUAUGCAUAUAUUUAUACAUGUAUAUGUAGAUUGAAUGUGACAUUAUGUAUUUCUAACAUAAUAUUUGGCCUGCCAGCUUAUAAAUAUGUAUUUAAGCUUUUCAUUGAUUGACAUUACUGUAAAAAAUGAAUUAUGAUUGAGAAGUUCUGGAUAUUUGCUGUUUUUUUCAUUUUAUAUUCUUACUAAAUUAUUGAAUUUGUUAAAUUAAAAUGUGCUAUCACUGUAUUGCCAAAUUAUGGCAAUACACUAUGCAGUAUUAUUUCAAUACUUUAAGAGGCAUCUAUUACUUCAUUGAACACAUAAGCAGCUAGCCUCCUUUCCUCUGUAAAUAAGGACUUUUUGGCAUCCUGAUGUUCCUCGCUGUUCAUUUGGUAUCAUCCUGGAGUUCCAUCAAGACUGAGGAUUUUCUCCAUGGCCAAUAAACUAUUGUCAGCAUCAGCUCACGUUUGGCUGUAUGACAGGGAUAUGUGAGAAGCCCAGAAAUAAAUCACAAAAAUAAUAAGGCAUCUUCUGAGUCUCUCUGAAGAAGCCAGUGAUCCAAAAACUAACUUCAUAUCUGAGUGAGUCUUGGUAUUCUUGAUUUGCUUGAAGAGGCUGUGACAUAUUACAAGGUGUGUAAUUUCCCAGGCAUAUCACACUGCUUCUGUUUCAUGAAUUGAUCAAAUUGUCCAGAAGUAAACAUUUACAAGAUUGAGAUUUGAA
Homo sapiens (human) is the source of this 17019-nucleotide messenger RNA. It is a transcript of the gene ANK3, whose product is annotated as ankyrin 3. The record is from RefSeq and is marked reviewed. Gene Ontology annotation, cellular component: lysosome; postsynaptic membrane; T-tubule. Lineage: Eukaryota; Metazoa; Chordata; Mammalia; Primates; Hominidae. Gene Ontology annotation, biological process: signal transduction; protein localization to plasma membrane; cytoskeleton organization. Gene Ontology annotation, molecular function: structural constituent of cytoskeleton. Bases 338 to 13471 code for a protein of 4377 amino acids. The transcript is spliced from 44 exons.